UCUUAGUUCCAUUAUUUACUAGUUUUGUACUUUCAGCAAAUAUAUAAGCUUUCUGUCUUUGUUUCCUCUGUGAAAUUGGGAUAUAGCUUUAGAUUUAAGGUAAGUAGUAUAUAUAGAACAUUUAGAAUGACCAUCAUGUAGUAGUUACUCAACAGAUGCUAAUUAUCAUUAUAUCAUUAAAAAUGCUCAGUUUAGUAUUUAAUGUUAUAGAUAUACCAUAAUUUAUCCAUUCUUUUAUUGAUGAUCAUUUAUUUUAUUUCUCAUUAUUCAUUGUUAUGAAACAUACUAAUUACCAUAUUGUUCUCUUGUACUUAAAAAAUUAGAACUGUCUCUACCUUUACUUGCAUGAAGAAAGCUAUUGCUGUUAAUAUUUUCUCACUCUGUUUGUCAUUCGAAACUUGAGUAAACACUUUCAAGAUCCUCUUUUGGAUCAUUACCAUACCACACAUUCGAUCAGCCCACUCCAUUUUCCUAUUAGUUUGCUUAAGUACUAGAGUAUGAGUGGAAAGCAGAACCAUUCUGUGUGGUUAAAGCUAUCUUUCUGAGGAGUAAGCAAAAGCUGAGAAUCAAAGAAGCCAAAGGGACUUUUUCUGUGUUUGGACUGUUGGAAUUUCAGGGACGAAUCUUUAGAUAUCCUGACAUUUGGAAAAGGAAUAUACUACAGUGUUCCUUUUAGAAAACUUGUCUAGUAAAAUGCUUGGAGAAGCCUUCCUAAUUGAUCUCCUAUACAAAGAACAGAAAUAUACAAAACUUUGCAAACCAUUCACAUGUAAGACCUCAAAUGAUGAACAGGAAACUUGGAAAAAGAAGCUUUUAAAUAUAGAAGAGAAUUCACUUUUCCCUGCUAAGAUGGAAAAUCAAGAAAAAGAUAUGAAAGAAAGUUUAACAGAACAAAGUAAUAAUACAAAUCAAAUAAAAUCCGUGGAUGAGAUAACUGUAACAAAAUGCAAAGGUAUACCUCUUCCAGGAAAUGUGUCCAUUGCAUUGCCCAUUCCAAAGAGAGAACAACAAGAUGAAAGACAACUGGAUUUAUAUAGAUCCUGGUCAUGCACAAGUAUUUGCCAUAAUUAUCCUGACCUACAGAUCGGAGGUGACCACGUGGGAAACAUGUAUGAUUCAGGCUGCUUUGUGGAACACACACAUGAUGAUGUUUCUAAUGGUCCUCUUUUACUUUCAGUGAAUAUGUCAUUGGGUCAUUCUCCUACCAUUGAGCCUCUAGAGAAACUACCUGCCUCCAAGUUAUUGAGUGCAGAUGAAAUCCAGGAAAAAAGUAUGUUGUUUCAAAAACAGCCCCUCUCUAAUUCCAUGCUUAAUAGUUAUAUGGAAAAAAAAGUGGACGAACUCUACAAGCAAUUUUUGGAAGAAAAUCUCACCAAGUGCCUCUCCAUAACCAAUCUUAUGGCUUCCAAUCUGCUAAUGAACAAUGUAAAUCAGAUUAGCCUCCAAAUCUCUCAAGACCAGAACAUAGAGGUGUCAAAAGCUCGAGAAGCUCUUCUGCAUUCUUUAGCACGAUGUAAUCUCCACAAUGUUUCCCAUGGAAACAGUUCUGAAUUCAGCACUCCUAACUUACAAAUAUCAAACCAGACAAGUAGGGAACUUGUAUCGCAUAUACAGUAGGAACCAACUGUAGAUUGUUUGGACUGACUAAAGAGACUGCGGUAACAACAGUCUUCUCUGUGUUAUCAUGUCACAUCAGGUCUUCUUUGGAGUGUGGUUGUUAUACCUUUUUAGAAGUAAUUUGACCCAUGUUACAUCUGAAUUCUUGUAGGAGACAACUAUAAUAACUAAAUCUUAUGACCAGAUUUUCUUAUUGUUUUGACAUAUUUAGUAGUUUCCACAUUCAAGUUUGUAUGUGCUUACCUAUCUCAUUGCCACUGCACCCCAAAUUGAUUACCUCACUGUCACUUAGCUUUAUUUACCACAAAAGUAGGAUGAGGAAUGGAUUGUUGCUUUAAGCUACUGAAAGGACCACUGGUAGAUAUAUCAGAGAGGGGUAUUUAUUUCUCCAAAAAGUGCUUUUGACUGACAAUCAUAAUAGUCUAGGGGAAAUUAUUAUAAUUAGAUGCAGAUUUAGAUAUCUAUAUCUAUAUAUAUCUCAAGAUUAGGUGUGAGGGCAUAUACAAGGAAAUGCUUAAACAAAGUUGGAUUUUAAUGAUGUUUGAAAAAAAUGUGGAGGGGGGGCUUAAGGAAAAGUGGAAAAUUUGCCAGUGCUAUUUGUAUUGAAACUUGGUGCUUUUGAACUUUCCUGGGACAAGCACCAACUUUUUUAUAUCAUUAUGUUAUGCCUGAUUGUUUUCAGGAAUGAGAGGAAGGAAACCAUACAGGUAGAGUGAAAAAAGUGCAUAGAGAACCACUAUUGAUAAAUGAAGAGGCUCUCUCUCCAACUUUUUACACUUCUCGGAUUAUCCUCAAUCAUGAUCCUGGCUUAGAAUAAAAGUCUGCAGGGUACCUAAUUGUAUGGUUUAUUGCAGGCUUAAGAAAAGGACCCAAUAUAUAACAGCUCAUAACUCUAGAAAUGGUAAAAUGAUUGGCAUGCGCUUGUGUUUGUAAAAUGAAAUGGUAUAAAUUUCUCUUAUAAAGUUGUUAUGAUUGCAUUAUAUAUUAAUAAGAUUUGUCCAUUAGUAAUCACAUAUUACCCCCCGAUUAUCUUUGUGGUAUUUGAUUAAACUUUAUAGAAUGAGUCACAUUCUAUAGAAUGAGUCACAUUCACAUCAAUUUCCUCACAUCUUGAUCCUUUUGGUCAUACAAUCCUUAGUUUAUUUUUUCCCUCUUCAAAGUUCUAUGAUCUAAUAAAGUACCCCUGAUUUACCUUCUGUUGUUCUCUUUAUCAUGCUCUUCUUCACCAUCCUUUUCCAUAAUGCUCUAAAUCAAUUUUUAUCAUUUAGACAUUUAAUUCUGAAGAGAUAAUGGUUAAGGGUUUCAGAAAAAUUGACUUAACAUCUUAUAGAUACUGAAAAAUAGCUGUUUGUAGAUUGUCUUUUAUAUUGUUACAUUUCUACAUGUAAUAAAAGUUACUAAAAUGACAAAAUAUUUAUGUUAAACUUUACUAAAGUGAAUUAAAUGAUACUGUUCAGCAUUACUAGUGUGAAUAGUUUUCUUAGAAACAGUGAUAUGUAUUAAUACUUUAUGAAGCAGAUAUAUUCAUAGUGUUAACACUACAUAGGAUUAUAUAAAAAGCCACAGUAUUUAGUGCAUAUAAAAUUUAGAAAUGCAUUUAGUUAUAAUCUCAGAUUUUAAAUUUCCUCCUCUUGUCUAUGUUAUCAAACUUCUUAUUAUCUAAAGAUACUUUUGGCUAAAAGGAUCUAAACAUUUAUUGUAAUACUUAAAUAAGGAAUGAUGAUGAAUUUGAUGUUCUGUUGUAUCCUGAUUUUAUACCUACUGACUUCACUGCUUGAAUGAAAUAUGCAUAUGAGGUUGUGAUUUAGCAUGGUUUGGUUUUAAGCAGUCACUCCUCAUUCCAUUUUUCCCAUGGGUAUCACUUAUAUGACCAUACUAUUCCCUUUCAAAUGUAUAGAAUAAUAAAUUUCUUUCUGUCUCACUUUUGUGGGAAUUGAAAAUAUUAGUUUCAUGUUUCUAUAAAAGUGUGGAAUGUUAGUGAUUCAGCAGGUGGAGAGGAUCAUGUUUCUUAUCAGGUAAUAAAUCAAGGAGUUUAAGUAUGAUGCUGAAUACAAUGCUGCCCACUCACCCACUACCUAUAUAGGUCAGUUUAAUUUAUAUCCCAUCUUUGGAUUUCAGGUCACUGUUGUAGGGCCCAGAGUAGGUUUGACCCAGUCUCAGGUAAUUUUCUGUCAGGAGUGUCCUCGAAACAUUAAAACCUAUUCAAAGGAUGGAAUCUAUGCUGGACUCCUGAAAUUCUUGAGCUCAAUGUGUCUCAUGUGUUGGUUCCCAAAAGAAGCCAGUCUCCCUGAGGUUCUUAAGACUGGAGCUAACACAGAAAUGGUCCAUUCAAGAUUGUAAGCAGAUUUUUUGGAAGUGAAGA
Molecule: messenger RNA, 3979 nt
Organism: Microcebus murinus (gray mouse lemur)
Lineage: Eukaryota; Metazoa; Chordata; Mammalia; Primates; Cheirogaleidae
Product: TLR adapter interacting with SLC15A4 on the lysosome-like
Biological process (GO): regulation of toll-like receptor signaling pathway
Source: RefSeq, a predicted model, not a curated record